AUGCACACGCCCCUGGUCACCGGGAGACACCGUUCGCCGGUGUGCAUUUUCACCAUCGCAUCCGUUUUCAUUUUUGGGCCCAUCCAUCCCCGCUCGGAACGACGGUCCCUGUCCAAAUUUAUAACUGUCUUUCCGGUUUACUCUCUCCACUCGUUACAGGCCCAGGAGACGGCAGCGAACGACACCGGUCCCUACGAGGAGUACGAACUGUUCUACCGGCACUCGUCCACCAUGACGGCAGUGUACUGUGUGGCCUAUUUUGUGGUGUUUAUCGUGGGUUUGAUUGGGAACAGUUUCGUCAUCGCGGUGGUGUUCCGUGCCCCCCGGAUGCGAACCGUGACCAACUUCUUCAUCGUGAACCUGGCCCUGGCGGACGUGCUGGUCAUAGUGUUCUGCCUGCCGGCGACCCUCAUGAGCAACAUCUUCGUGCCGUGGAUGCUGGGUUGGCUGAUGUGCAAGACCGUACCUUACAUACAGGGAGUCUCCGUGGCGGCUUCUGUUUAUAGUUUGAUAGCAGUCUCGCUGGAUCGAUCUCCAGGAAUCGACAAGGAUAAUCGUAUGAAUCAGCGCGAUGCCAUUCGUUUUAUAUUUCUCUGCAGCAACGUCGCUGCAUAUGAAGUCAUUUAA
This is a messenger RNA of Aedes aegypti (yellow fever mosquito), 627 nucleotides long. Its product is annotated as neuropeptide SIFamide receptor. Gene Ontology annotation, biological process: G protein-coupled receptor signaling pathway. Gene Ontology annotation, cellular component: membrane. The record is from RefSeq and is a predicted model, not a curated record. Gene Ontology annotation, molecular function: neuropeptide Y receptor activity; peptide binding. The transcript is spliced from 3 exons. NCBI's taxonomy places the organism in Eukaryota, Metazoa, Arthropoda, Insecta, Diptera, Culicidae. The coding region runs from base 1 to 627 and encodes 208 amino acids.